This is a messenger RNA of Penicillium daleae, 768 nucleotides long. RefSeq lists its product as uncharacterized. The transcript has a single exon. The coding region runs from base 1 to 768 and encodes 255 amino acids. The record is from RefSeq and is a predicted model, not a curated record. NCBI's taxonomy places the organism in Eukaryota, Fungi, Ascomycota, Eurotiomycetes, Eurotiales, Aspergillaceae.
AUGGGCUUCAUUGCAUCUAUGGUUCGUUAUGUACGAGAAAACCGACUUUCCCGCAGAUUAUCAAAUGCACAGCCGCAACGACUGGAUGAUGAUUCAAACGAUCUGAUCAAAACAACCUCCCACACGGCCUCCUUUGCCCCUCCCGAGAGCAUCGCAUCUGCAUCCACCAUGGUCCAGCAUUCAUCUCAGGAACCGGUUGUCCCGACCGAAUCACCAGCUCAUAUGAAGCAACCGGCACCCUGGGAUUUGAAUAUUUGUACACUCUUUGACGAAAUGGAUUCAUUGGAUCCGACUACAAGUCGUGCUAUUAGGGCGUUGUCUAUGCCUGAAUAUCCGGUUCUCAAAAUGGAUACUAUUCAGUCACCAUUUGAUACGCCAACGAAGAAACUAGACCAAGCAAUCGAUACGGGUGAGAACGAGGUCUGCCAUCGGAGUAGUGGAGAAAAGGCAAGAAAAUGCCGGAAGAAUAGGGGCGAGAAGAGCAGAGGUGAUACUCAGGCUCAAGACUCCGGGAAAAGAUCAAGGAUCAGAAAAUCGAUGACUGGAUUACUCAAACGACGCUCGCUCAAGAUGCCACAAACACCGAUAUCGCUGAAAACUUUGCGGAAUCCAAACUCGCCGAAAUGGAUUGAUUCGUCUAGUAUUGCCGAGGAAGAUGUUGUGGAUGGUAAAGAUGACAUGAAAUGGCUUGAGGCGAAUGAGCUACGGAGGUUUGACAAUAGGAGUACUGGGUUCUGGACUGGGGAGGGGAGGGGAAGAUUGUGGUGA